GAUAAUUUUGCCGGGUGUGUUCUUCGGUCGGUUUUGAAAUCUCCACAGUGCGAAAAGUGCAGCAAAUUUGUGAAGACUUAUAAAUCAUACAGAAAGUUUGUUGGGAAAAAUAGUUGAAAAUAUUAAAUUUAAACGGUGAAAAUUGAGCAAUUUUUGAACUGUAUGUGUUAAGAGUUCGUGUGACGUUUAAAUAUUUAAAUUCAGACAACGAUUGUUUUAACAAUUUCAAGUACUCUUGGUAGUCUGAGCUAAGAAGCGAAUAAGGUCCAGUAGGCGUGAACAAAGAAAAAGGAAAUAAGAAAUUACGGAUAAAAACGUAACGUUAGAAUAAAAUGGAGCACGAGGAUAAUGCGCAUUUGGACAAUUUCUUGCAAAAUUCUCAACAUUUAAUGGAGAAUUUGCAGAUGGAUAGAGGUGAUGGUGUGUGUGAUAAUGUUGCUGUAGAUGAGAUUGGGGGAAAAUUUGAGGUACAUGAAGAGCAUGAUGAUGAAGAGGAAUGGAAAUAUAUCAAAGAAGGGCAGCAGAGCGAAAAGCAGCAGCAGCAGCAACUGCAGCAGUUGAAAGCCGGUGUGGCUUGUAAAGACGUGGAAAGUGUAGAGGAAGUUGGCAACGGGCAUGGAUAUGGAUACGAGCAUGGUGAUGUCGGUGCCGACGAUAUACUUUUGCUAGACCAUCACGAAGUUGGUAACGGUGUCGUUGGCAUUUCAGCCGCAGUUAACGCAGACGCUGACAAUGCCGCAACCGGCAUUGUAGAGAAUGAAGAAGUCGACGUAGAAAUAAUAAAAAAUGAUGGUGAUUUUUCAACAACUUCGAAUACUACCUCUACAGCCGGUGAAGACGGCUAUGCAGAUACCGGUGUGUUGCAAGUGCAAAUGCAAAUUCAAAAUAUACCACAAGAAGAAUUUCUGCCAAAACAAGUUGCAGAUUUGUUGGAAGAUUGUCCUAAUACUGGUAGCCAUGCGGAUGAGACAGAAGAAGACGACCCCAGUUCUUUAGCAACCAAUAACACUAAUAGAACAAAUAGCCUUAGCGAGAGUGCUCCAAACCAAGAAUUACAGCAAUUGUCUACCGAAGAAAAUAUAAUAAAGAACGAAGAAUUUUCAAAUGAGGAUAAAGAGAAUACCGUUCCAUCAAUUUCAAAUGUUCAUGGCGAUAUUGCCUUUGAGGAAAACACUGGAAACAGUGAUUUUGACUCUGAAAUGCACUCUCAAUUAAAUCCAAAUGCAAUAGAAUUUGUUCCAAGCUUUGGAUCAAUUCCCACUUCUCCAACUACGGGUAACAGUGAUAACCAAAUAUUUGUGGAUGAAGAAGUAGCUUCAAAUAGUGCUGACGAAAUACAAUUACGAGCCCAACCAAAGUCACUUCCACGUCAUUUACUGGGCGAUGACGAUUUUGUUGCUCAGAGCCCACGCAAGGGAAGUGCUGAAUCCAAUUUGGACGCCAUUGCUUUACCAGAAGAAAAUGAUUUUGAACACGAAGCUGCAAAACGCCCGCAUGAAUUGGAGCAAGAAGACGAUUUGAUAGGUGUUGGUACGGUAGAGCACACACAGCAAAAGUCUCAAUUAGCUAAUGAUCAUUUGCAAAGUCUCAAUAAUUAUGCCGCGAAUAUGCUUGAAAUAGAAAGAGAUGCAAAUGAAGAUUAUUCAGAUAGGCUCAAUCAAUCGCCCUUAAACUUGAUUGAUCAUGGUCCCGAGACUUCCGUCGAUUUGGAAAUGGAUUUACAACCGUUAGCUGUUGAAAAAGAUGAUGAAACACAAGAGAUCCCUAAAGAAAAUUUAGAAAUUAUCGAAGAUGUAUUUAAUACAGUACAGCCAUUACCAAUAGAUUUGAACACUUCAUUUGUUGAGGAAACAUCACAACAAGAAUUCACCGCCGAAGGAAAAGAGUUGCUUGAUGUUGAAGAAAAAGAAAAUAUUUCACAUUCGCCAUCCACGGAAGAGAUGCAAAUGAACUUGCAAAAUGAAUUCCAUUCAUCAGUGAAGGAUAUUCCACAAAUUCCGAUCGAUAUGGAUAAUGCUGCAAAUAUGCAAGAAUCAUUUUACCUUGAAAGUACUUCUUCUGAAGCACGCCAACAGCUUCAAGAACCAUUUGCACCGGGCAUUGAGUUUUCUGCCGUUGAUGAAUCGAAUUUCCAUACUAACGAAAUCAACGCUGAGGGAGAUAAUCCUGUCAUUAAUGAUCCUUCAUUUGACAUUGUUCAAGUCUCUGCACCUGGUACUUUUGAAACUGAACCAGAGACUGCUCUCGAUACUUCACCUACUUCUUUAAACAUAUACGCACCAGAAUUUACGCCUACACCGAAAUCGAUUGAUGCUGAUAUAAUAUCACCUUCUCCGAUAUCAACUGAAGAAAAGCACCUAAUCGAAGAAACCAAAGAACAAGCAAAUUUGAGUGAAACAGAAGAACUCGAGCAGAAAAUGGAUGAUUUAAUAAUAUCAUCAAAUGAUGGAAUCCUCUCACAGGUAGAGGAGGUUGCACAAACCGCAGCUAACAUCGUCGAAAGUCUGAAUCCAUUUGCUGCUUCAGAACCCGAACAUCACGAAACGGUUGAGGAAACACCAAUUGAAGCGAAUCAAGUAUUUUCAACCGAAUCGCAGCCAGAUGCUGACAUUUCGCAACAAAACGAACAAAGCUACUACAACGAACAACAGGAGCAACAGCACCUACAGGAGGAAACAGCACAGUCCACAUACGAACAUCACGAGGACAAUUUGUUAUUAACAAAGCCAGAAGAUGAACAACCACCAGCAGCAUCACCUGUUCAAUUGGAGUUGGAACUGAAUGGAUUUGAGGAGCAUGUACCAGCUGCUCUAUCUGUGGAAAGCAAUAUUGCUGAUCCAGUCGAGCCUGAGUCUGUUGAAUUAUCAGUUGAGCCAGCACAUGAAUAUAGUCAUGUAGACCUGUUGGAGUCACCCGUUGCUCAGCCAGAACAUGAAGAUAUUCGUUCGGAACUUGUAGCGUCACCCAUCGCUGAGCCAGAACAUGAAGUACCAGUGGAGUCGCCAGUUGCUGAGCCAGAGCAUGUGACCGUAUCUGAGCCAGAACUGAAAGAUGUGCCACAGACAGAAGUACAACCAGUUACUGAGCCAGAGCUUAUUGCACAGCCUGAGCCGGAAGUAGAAGUGUUGCCUUCGGAGCCUGUAAUUGUAUUAGACGAAAGCAGUAACUUUGAUGCAAAUGUAUCGGCUGUGGCUGAACCAAUUUUGGAAAGCCCAGAUCAACAUUCUUCGUCUAUUCCUACAGAAGCCAAUGUGGAGUUAGCUGCUAACGAGUCUACCGCGUCAGCUGUCGAAGAAACUGUAAUCACUGCAACUGCUGUAGGUGCUCUGGCAGCUACGGCUGCCGCUGUUGCAGUUGCUGCGGAUGCACACAAGAAAACUGAUGUUAAACAGCCUCGUACUCCAACUUCGACGAAAUCAAAGGCUAUCGAUGUUAAAAAGGCUGCAGAACCAGCUAAAAAACCGAUUGGUAAAACAUCUCUAUCGACAGUGUCAGCCGCUAGACCACGUACUGCUCCGGUUAAGACGACUGCUACCGCUGAUAAGAAACCGACCACAACUACAACAACAACUAAAUCAUCAACUACUACUGCUGCUCGCAAGCCGUUAACCUCCACUACUGCAGCAUCUCGAACAGUUACUAAAACAACAACUACAACACGCCCAGCGACAGCACCGACUGCUGCUAAAUUGACUGCUUCACGUACCACUACCACGACUACGGCUCGUCGUUCAGCACCAACUACCACAGGGGCAUCGACGACUGCCACCAAUGGCACAGCCACCGCCAAGCCCAAACCAACCAGCGGUGCACCCACUAAGCCAACCACUUUAGGUCUAUCGGGUACAACCAAACCGAAGUUGUCAUCGCCACGCACCACUUUGACAUCGCAGCUGCGGAAGGCCCCAACUAGCACAGGUACUGGAGUAGCUGCGGCUAAAAGUCCUCUUAAGACUACUGCACCAACUGCUAAUGGCGUAACUAAAAGUUCGACCACAACAACCACUGCAGCAAGUCGUGCUAAGAGUUCGACUUCUACCACUACAACAACUACAACUACUAAGACUUUUACUGCUCGCCCUGCCCCGAAGACUACGCAUUCAUCAACCUUAACAUCGACUACGACUCGUCGCACCGUAGGUAGUGUAUCGGUUAGUGCAACAGCUGCAAAAACCACCAGCAGUACGUUGCUGAAAAAGACUCCACCGGGUGCCACCAGACCUGCAACAACUGGCAAAUCCUCACUUUCGCCUACGAAAACGGCAAGCUCAGCUCUGAAAGCGAAAACCAAAGAUGUAACUAAGAAAGCAGUAACUCCAACUAAAUCUGCAAAAGAUUUGAAACAUACCGAAGAACAGACAAAGACAAACGGUACCGCUGUUGUAGGAGCAGAAGAACCCGCUGCUAUUCAAUCGGAACAGAAACCACAUUUGAACGGUAACGGUGAAGGUGAUGCUCUGCAACUGAUAGAAAAUGGUAUUCACAAACUUGAGCUAGAGAAUGGUGAAAAUCCACUAUUGGAGCAGCAUAUACAGGCAUCUCUGAUCGAUGCUUAAAGAGGAGGAAUAGAAGACUUUGUAUUUUUUAAAGUGCAGUAAGCAAAAUGAAGAAAUGUUAGAUCAAAGAAAGCGAUCGUCGUCAUUUAAUAUUUGUUUUUGUGGGGGAAUUUACCUUUGGACGAAUAGACAUAAUGCACAAGGUACUAGGAGGGUUAUUAGUAAGGAGUGGUGGGUAAAAGCAGCUGCGCAUAAUUUUUACAAUUGUAUUGCUAAGCAGUUUGCUAAUCACAAUCAAAACAAAUGAAAUCAGAAGAGUAUAUUGACAGAGGAAAUUAUAUAAUAUUAGACGAACUUUGAUAAGAAAGAUGAGAGAUUGAGAUGAGAGAUACGGGAAAUUCACAUAACAAACGAAUAACUCUCGAUAGUGGAA
Molecule: messenger RNA, 4929 nt
Organism: Zeugodacus cucurbitae (melon fly)
Lineage: Eukaryota; Metazoa; Arthropoda; Insecta; Diptera; Tephritidae
Gene: Map205
Product: 205 kDa microtubule-associated protein
Exons: 2
Coding region: 333-4556 (1407 amino acids)
Source: RefSeq, a predicted model, not a curated record